AUGGCUUUCUCAAAGCAAGUGCUUGUUUAUUGUUGGAUAUCAAUUUUUUUGAUGCCUCUUACGACUUGUAAGGAUGAAUCAGAAGAAAGUGGACAUGAGAAAGAUGAUUAUGGCAGGAGAAUUCUGGAAAUUCAUGAGGGAAUAGCGUAUGAGUUUGUUCAGGAAUCCAUGCCAUGGGCUGAAGCCCAUGAGAGCUGUGAAAAACAAGGGGGACAUCUUCUAAGGGACUUGAAUGUUGAGAUUAAGGAGCUCGUACAAACCCAGUACACAGAAACUGGACCGUGGUGGGUCAGUCGGGAGUUGAUGUAUAAAAAUUCCAUCAGUCGAUUUGAACCUGUCAGUAAUGUCAGUAAAGAUCACUUAGCUUGCACCUAUAUGGUCAAAGAUCCAUUUCAGCUGGUGACCACACCCGACUGCAGCAUGAGCUUUAGCUCCCUCUGCACGCGAGUUUUAAAUACACAUCUGACAUCAAGUGAAGCAAACAAAAGGAGCCGCAGAAGUCUUACUGACACAUUGACGUCACUGGAAAACAACAUAGGAAACACUGUUGUGCUUUUGGAGAAUGCCAAAACAAUGUUGAAGGAUUUGGAGACAGCAACAGAAGUACUAUCAAAGGAAAAUAAGAUCAAAUACCUGCAAAACAUAUAUGGUCAUCUUCAAACGAAUGCUAUAAUGAAUCAAGUCCAGACUGAUGAAAUUAUGAACAGCACUACGGCCAUGCUUUUGUACUCACAAGAGUGUGAACCUGACAACAUGGAUGAUCUUGAGGAACUCAUCACUCUUGCCGGCUACAUUUACGGAAAGGCUCUGACUGAUAACGGUAACAUUGUCAAGGAGCUUCCAACAGGCACUAUUUAUGUCACAAGGCAAGAUUCAAGCACCCUGGGUGGAAAAAUCAUUGGCCCAAUAGAUGGAGGAUUUUGUCAACUUCCAUCUCUUACUGCAAUGACUGGACAGCUGCCUACAGGGAAUGUCAAUGUGCAGCUCUUCCAAUUUAAAGAGAAUCCAUUGGAAACCAAGUCCAACGAAAGCAUCACUGGAACAACUUGCAGCUUUACUUUGCAGAAUGGAAGCUCUACACUCAAAUUAGCAAAUCUUCCACAGAACAUUGAGAUAUAUCUGCCUCGGCCUGAAGCCCCUGAGCCUGAAGUUGUGGAUAUAACCUGGAAACCAGGGUUUACUAUCACCUCAACAUUCAACAUCUCAGAUGUGAAUAUGACUUUGGUUGUAACAGCACUGCCAAAUCGAAACGUAACUCUCCGUGUGACUUUGUACCCACCAGAGGAGGCAAACGCCACCUAUUUGAAUCAAAGCACUAUUAUAACCUACAAAGACAAUUAUCGCUGGCUGAUCACCCCUGAAAUGACAAAGGGAAUUGAGGGGGCCUGGAAGGUGGCGGUAUUACCAACUGAUUACUCCCCAAGUGAGUUGCUGACCUUUAAAGUCUCAGUUUUUGUAACCAAGUGCCUGUUUUGGGAUACCAACCUUGGAGCCUGGAGUAGAGAGGGCUGCAUGGUUGGUCCCAAUACAAUGCCGAACCUAACUCACUGUUUGUGCAACCACACAACAUUCUUUGGGAGCUCCUUCUUCGUGAUGCCCAACCAAGUUGAUUUGUCCCAGACGGCAGCUUUGUUUGCCACAGUAAAUGAGAACUAUAUAGUGGUGGUUUUACUCAGCUGCUUCUUUGCCCUCUUUCUGGUGGUUGUAAUGUGGGCCUGGUAUGCAGACCGCAAAGCUCUCAGAACGGUACAGUACUUGGACAGAAUCAUGGUGCAGGAUUUACAGACGCAGGAGGUCACAUACUUUCUGUGCUCCACCUGGCUGAGAGGUGAAAUAUGCAAGAGGACCUUCAACUCAGCUAACAUGAAUGAAGUUGCAAGCUUUGGCAAUAUCUUCCAGACCCGGACAUCUUCUGGCUUCCGGGAUGAGCACAUCUGGGUGUCGAUCGUGGACCCCCCACGGCGCAGUCCUUUCACGCGUGUUCAGAGAGUGUCCUGCUGCAUGUCUCUGCUGCUCUGCACCAUGGCCAUUAACAUCAUGUUCUGGAACCUUCCUGUUGAUGAAGAGUCUCCUGUCCUUCUAAAGAUAGGCUCUUUUGAACUGACAUGGCAGGAGUUCAUGGUAGCCAUAGAGAGCGGUCUUUUCAUGUUCCCCAUCAACAUCCUGAUCAUUACUAUCUUCAGACACAUCAAACCACGCAUUCUCCUGAACAAAGGGAAGGCUGGCACCUCCAAGAAAACAACACCGGCUGCUGCUGUUUCUAUGAACGCUAUCAUAAAGGAAACCGUAGGACUGUUAAAUAAUCUGAGCAAAAGCCCCAAAAACAUGCUGGCUGCCAAAGAGAUACGGCCUGAGACCAGUGGCGAUCUUUUCUGGGCCCUGAGUAAAGUGAAUGACGUCCUUCAGAUUAUGCAAGUGGAAAAUGUUGGUGAUCCUCACUGGUCGUACUGCAGCCGCUUUGUGUUCUAUUCACUGAGCCACAUUUCUAACCUGCUGGAGCAUGUGGGAGAAAAGGGCUUUUUCCUUAACGAGGAGCUUCGGCAGGCACGCGGGACAGUCAGUGUCCUGCUGAAGAAGGCUGAAAUGGCUACUCUCCAGCACGCUUCCCAAAGCCAACCAUCUGUGCAAGUGCAGAAGAAGAAACAGGGUUGGUGGUUGCCUUGGUGGUUUCUCUUUAUUGGUUGGUUCCUGCUUUUUGCCAUGAGUGGUAUUUCCACCUUCUUUACCCUGCUUUAUGGCUUCCAGUAUGGAAGGGAAUCUUCCAUACAGUGGGUCAUCACUCUUACAUUAUCUCUCGUCCAAAGCAUCUUCAUCUUGCAGCCCCUUAAGGCCACAUUUGUUAGCAGUCACAUGCAGACGCUCUCUCACUAUGCCUGGCCUCUGAAAUCUCCUCUGGGUCUGUGUGUUUAUACUUCACAGAGAACGGGAGAGCUGGAGCUGUCCAAACUGCUCAUUAUCUAG
Sinocyclocheilus grahami is the source of this 2961-nucleotide messenger RNA. It is a transcript of the gene pkd1l3, whose product is annotated as polycystic kidney disease 1-like 3. Lineage: Eukaryota; Metazoa; Chordata; Actinopteri; Cypriniformes; Cyprinidae. The record is from RefSeq and is a predicted model, not a curated record. Gene Ontology annotation, molecular function: calcium channel activity. Gene Ontology annotation, biological process: detection of mechanical stimulus. Bases 1 to 2961 code for a protein of 986 amino acids. Gene Ontology annotation, cellular component: membrane. The transcript is spliced from 19 exons.